CUCCGCGAGGGCCCCCCGUGGGCGCAGGCGGGUCGCGGGGGCUGAGCGGGGCGCUCCCCCGGCGGCGCGGUCCCCCGCAUGUAACCCGCGAAGCGGUCUCCGCGCUUCCCUCCCGGCACGUUUCCGACUUCACCCCCGUGAGUCUCCCCACCUCCGAGCCGCCCCCGGUUUUCUCUUCCAGCGAAACGGGAGGCCUCCCACGGCAGCGGAUCCUGCCCCUUCGCCUGCUGGUGCACCCGUCAGGGCAGACUGCCAUGAGUGGACUGAGGUCUCCUGGGCUGCUGGGGCUGGUGCUCUUAAUGCUCUCGGCAGGGUACUGCAAAGAGAAAACUGACUCCGCAGAUCUGAAGGACAGGCAGAGUCUCUUAAAUCUGAUCAUGGAGAUCAUUCAGGAACUGAAGAGGUACCACCUGGAGAAGGACAGGGGGGUGCAGUACUUCUCCAAGCACGACUAUAACUUAGAUCGAAGGGAAGUGGCUGACUACGGAGGAUACCAGGACGAGCAGAGAGUCGAAAUAGUUCCCAGAGAUCUGAGGAUGAAAGACAAGUUCUUAAAGCAUUUAACAGGUCCACUCUACUUCAGCCCAAAAUGUAGUAAACACUUUCAUCGGCUUUAUCACAAUACAAGGGACUGCACCAUCCCAGCAUACUAUAAAAGAUGUGCCAGGCUUCUUACUCGGUUGGCAGUAAGCCCAAUGUGCAUGGAAGGAUAAAGAUUAUUACCAUGAAAAGAAACACCAAGAACCAAGAGAAGUGCCUUGGAAACCAACAGGGAAAUAGAACUUACUACCUUUAUAACAUAUUCCAUUGUGAACAAGAGAUUUAUUUUUGCAGAUUGACAGACUACUUCCCAUAAUUCUUUUAACAUGCGUUUUGUAUGUCGUCAACAGUUUGCAGAUUGACAUUCUUUACAGUAGCAUAACUGCCAGUAGUACUUAAUGCUCCAUACUUAAAAACACACUUUACAACUGAUGUGUAAUGCUGCCAAAAAUUAUGUAUACACAAAUAUUUCACCAAGAAAAUUGAUGUUCUAUUGCUUAAUUCUACAAUUUUAAGGAAUGUUUGUUUGUAUAUCUAGAACUACUAAAGAUCUGCUCCACAGUAGUUGUGGUCACUUGAUAUCCUUCAUGCUUAUGCAAUUUUUUAAAAGUUUGGUUAAAACAGACUUGCAUUGGGGUCACAUUGUACCCUAGGAGUACAAAUUGCAUGACAAACAGGAACGUAAUUCCAAGUAGACAUAUUUUUUGGGACUGUGGAGCAUGGAUUUUGUACACAAACACAAGCUGCCAUUAAUUUACUUUAUAUAAUAAAUGUAUAAAACAUUCCAGCGAACGUGCAAUAUGUAAAUACUGUAAAUAACAAGCAUAAGUAAUAAAGUGUUUGGUAUUAA
This is a messenger RNA of Aquila chrysaetos chrysaetos, 1390 nucleotides long. It is a transcript of the gene ALKAL2, whose product is annotated as ALK and LTK ligand 2. Gene Ontology annotation, biological process: positive regulation of ERK1 and ERK2 cascade; positive regulation of ERK5 cascade. Gene Ontology annotation, molecular function: receptor tyrosine kinase binding; receptor signaling protein tyrosine kinase activator activity. NCBI's taxonomy places the organism in Eukaryota, Metazoa, Chordata, Aves, Accipitriformes, Accipitridae. The record is from RefSeq and is a predicted model, not a curated record.